Molecule: messenger RNA, 925 nt
Organism: Larimichthys crocea (large yellow croaker)
Lineage: Eukaryota; Metazoa; Chordata; Actinopteri; Sciaenidae
Product: zinc finger BED domain-containing protein 5-like
Exons: 2
Coding region: 101-925 (274 amino acids)
Source: RefSeq, a predicted model, not a curated record
CCCUGAAUUAAACGAGGUUCUGACAGCGGUUGUGGACGUGGUAAAUUUUAUCAAAACGAGACCCCUGAAGGCACGACUUUUCACUGCUGUUUGUGAGGAGAUGGGAGCUGACCAUACGGCUGUCCUGUUCCACAGCGAAGCAAGGUGGCUUUCCCGAGGCAAAGUGCUAUCGCGCAUCUUUGAGCUGAGAUCGGAGAUCCGGGUCUUUUUGGAGGAAGAGCGAAUGUAUGAGGCAGCAGCGAAGUUUGGUGAUGACAUGUUUCUGAUUAAAUUGGCCUACCUCAGUGACAUAUUUUCAAAGCUGAAUGAACUGAAUCUUCAACUUCAGGGCAAAGACAAACACCUACCUCACCUGGCAGACAAGAUUAACACAUUCACCCGCAAGCUCAAUGUGUGGGAGAAGCGCAUGAGUCAGGGGCGGACGGACGUCUUCGAGAACCUCACUGAACUCGCAGAAAGCAUCGAUUCUGGUGCCACCACAGUGCUCCCGUGUAUCCAACAGCAUAUCGAGGCAUUGGGAGGAUUCUUCGGGAAAUACUUUCCCAACAGUGCAACUCAAUAUGACUGGGUCGUGGACCCAUUUCAUGCAAGUGCGCCUGCUGAUUUCAGCUGUGCAGAAGAGGAGCAGCUGAUUGAAAUGACAUCAGACUCGGCGCUCAGGUUGAGGUUUCCAACUAUACCACUCAGCCAGUUUUGGCUCGAGGUUGAGAAGCAGUACCCGUUGAUUGGGCAGAAAGCUGUGGGAAUUCUGCUGCCCUUUGCCACAUCAUAUCUCUGUGAAAUUGGGUUUUCAGCAGUUGCUGCCUUAAAAACAAAGUAUAGGUCCCAACUCAACAUUGAGCCAGAUUUGAGAGUGGCUGUAUCAAGCAUUCAUCCCCGGUUUGAUGAAAUGUGUGGUAUGGAACAGGCUCAUUGCAGCCACUGA